CGGCAUGGCCGGGGGCGGCGGCGCGGAGCCGGCCGGGGCCGGGGGGCUCCUGCCGCCCGCUCUCCGCCAGCACCGCCGCAGGGAGAGCCGUGAGCGGCUGUCGGUGUGCAGCAAGCUGUGCUACGCCGUCGGGGGGGCUCCGUACCAGAUCACGGGCUGCGCCCUCGGCUUCUUCCUCCAGAUUUACCUGCUGGACGUGGCGCAGGUGGACGCUUUCUAUGCCUCCAUCAUCCUGUUUGUGGGACGAGUGUGGGAUGCCAUCACAGACCCCAUGGUGGGCUUCUUCAUCAGCAAAACCUCCUGGACCCGCUUUGGCCGCCUGAUGCCCUGGAUCAUGUUCUCCACUCCUUUUGCCAUCAUCUCCUACUUCCUCAUCUGGUUUGUGCCAGACAUCUCCAAAGGACAAGUGAUGUGGUAUCUCGUCUUCUACUGUGCCUUCCAGACCCUCGUGACGUGCUUCCACGUGCCUUACUCAGCCCUGACCAUGUUCAUCAGCAGGGAGCAGAGCGAGCGGGACUCGGCCACUGCCUACCGUAUGACCGUGGAGGUGCUGGGCACCGUGCUGGGCACUGCCAUCCAGGGCCAGAUCGUUGGCAAGGUGGACACCCCCUGCAUCGGGAGCCCCUUCUUCUUCGGCUUGCCCAACUCCUCGGUGGCCAUGGAGGAGCUGAACACGACCCAUGAUACGGCAUCACUCACGGACACGAGAAACGCCUACAUGAUCGCUGCGGGGGUCAUCGGGGGGCUCUACAUCCUCUGUGCCCUCAUCCUGCUGCUGGGCGUGAGGGAGAGGAGAGAAUCCUCCGAGCUGCAGUCGGACGAGCCUGUCUCCUUCUUCCAGGGGCUGAAGCUGGUGAUGAACCACGGGCCUUACAUCAGGCUCAUCGCCGGCUUCCUCUUCACCUCGCUGGCCUUCAUGCUGCUGGAGGGAAACUUCGCCCUCUUCUGCACCUACACCCUGGGAUUCCGCAACGAGUUCCAGAACAUCCUCCUGGCCAUCAUGCUCUCGGCCACCUUGACCAUUCCCUUCUGGCAGUGGUUCCUGACCCAUUUUGGGAAGAAGACAGCUGUCUACGUGGGCAUCUCCUCUGCCAUCCCCUUCCUCAUCAUGGUGGUUGUCCUGGACAGUAAUCUCUUUGUCACCUACGUCGUGGCCGUCGCCGCCGGGAUCAGCGUGGCAGCCGCCUUCCUCCUGCCCUGGUCCAUGCUGCCAGAUGUCAUCGAUGACUUCAAGCUGCAGCACCCCAGCUCCCACGGCCAUGAGGCCAUCUUCUUCUCCUUCUAUGUCUUCUUCACCAAGUUCACCGCCGGGGUCUCCUUGGGCAUCUCCACGCUCAGCCUGGACUUCGCGGGGUACCAGACCCGGGGCUGUUCCCAGCCUGGCCAGGUGAACUUCACCCUGAAGAUGUUGGUGUCUGCUGUUCCCGUGGGGCUGAUCCUGCUGAGCCUGCUGCUCUUCAAGCUGUAUCCCAUCGACGAGGAGAAGCGGAAGAAAAACAAGAAAGCCCUGCAGGAUUUAAGGGAGGAGAGCAACAGCAGCUCGGAGUCGGACAACACAGAGCUGGCCAGCAUCGUGUGAGCCGGGCUGGCUCUGGCUGCCCACGCUGGGGCUCCCCAAGGACUCGUCCCCUCCGGGCUGGCCCAGCCUGGUGCCACUGGAGGUGCUGGAAGAGCCGUGUGGAGCAUCCACUGCCUGGAACUCGGGAUCUGUGCCCGUCCUGUGCCUUGCACGGGGCCCACAGAGCGCUGGUAGUGUACAUUACACACAUGGUGGUGCCUCACCCCAGACAAACACUCUCCCUGCCGGGCUCUGGAGGGCAGGGAUGCCCAGAUUUGGGAUGGUUUUGCCUGGAACAGCCGUGCCCAGUGCCCUGCCUGGGGGUGAUCGUUAGUGUACAUUACACUGUCAGUGUGCCCAGGACGUGAGCUCACCUCUGCUGUCUCUACAGAGGGCACUAAUGUGGGAGCUGUUCUUUUUUUUUUUUUUUUUUACAGAGCCUAAUUAACUUAAUGAUGUAAAUAUGGAGCUGUUUCCUGUUUGUAUAUAUCUGUACAGAACCCAAACCCGAGGACCUGUUAAUAUUAAUUUACAUAAAAGUGGGGGAAGUCGGCAGCGGGUGUGAAGAAUUUUUUUUUUCUUUUUCUCUCUGCUGGGAUUUUUCACGGCUGUCAGCCAGCCCAGGGUCCCUUUACACACCACAGGGUGCAGGAUUGACUUUUCCUGAGCUGUGGAGCAGGAAUGCCAUAAUCCAGGCAGGAGGCUGUGCUCAGCCCCUUGCCCCCGUGCAGCUCCUUGCUCGGUGCCUGUGUCGCAGCCAUCCAACAAAGGCUCUAUUAUUUCCUCCUUUUCAAGAGGGGAACGGGGGUGGAGGGAGGAAUGAAAUCAAAGUGCUGCCAGCAGAGAUGGUGAACUCGAGGCUGGAAACAGGAGAGGCAGCUGGGGAGCGGAGAGAAAGGGAGUGUGGGCUGUGGGUGACACUCAACACUGGCUGCAGAGUGCUGGGGAGCACUAAUCUCCCUGGAUAUUUAUACCCUCCUCUCGCAUUCCCUGCUCCCACAGCACACAGGGGGACAGCCCUGCCCUCCCCAACGCCUCCAGCAGCAAGUGGAACUCCAGAAAAGGGGGCUGGAGGCAGUGCAGGGAUGAAGCAGGCACCCCCAUGGAUGGAUGGGGUGAAUUCCCAGCUGGUGCUGGCUCUGCAGAGGGGACAGGGCUGCUGCCUUCAGGUCACACCGAGGAGCUGGUGGAGCCAGGGCUGAGCUGAGAGUGGGGGGUUUGGGGGGAAGGAUGGCUCACCCUUGGUUCCACAUUUGGGUACAAAGGACAGGAAUGAGGAUGGAGUUUAAAAAUAGCCAGAGGGAUCAGCUGGGAAUGCUCCCCCAGGCCCCACUCUGCCCCUGGGGCUGGGAAAAGGGCAGAGGGAUGGUGUGGCGAGGCUGGGAGCUGGUUUUGUGCUCAGCAGGGCCAUGGGGCAGCACUGGGGAGCUCCCUGCAGCCAAGGGACGAGGGCAGGACAGCAGGGGGACAAAGGCAGCGCUCUCUGCAGCCCCUGUGCUGGGGCAGGUGUGUCAGGAGCACCCUCUGCAUGAAGAGGAGGAGGAGGAAGGCUCCAGCCAACACAGAGCUCAGGGGUGUUGGGAAUGUUCUGACCCCUGCACUGCUCCUGGCCAUGACCUGGCUGCCUCUGAGGGGUGUGGGCAGUGCUGCAGCCUCCAAGGAUUUGAAAGAUCGCUGUGAGCCUUUGUUUUUUCUCAGAAGUGUUUCAAGAGAAAAAAAAAAGGGACAUUUUAUUCUUUGCCUCCUUGUUUUUUUGGCUCUUCACGAGGAGCAGUCUCUGUUCAGGUUUUUUGCAGCCAGCCCAAGAGAGUAAAACCAUCCAGAGGGGCUUGAGCUGGGGCCUGGAUAUUCCUCCCUUCUCCCAGAAGAGAACAAUUCUUCUGUUUAAAGCUUAAAAGGAAAUGAGAUGUGGGGGGAAAGCGUCCGUGAGAAUUGAUAACACUCGAGCCCUGGGCAAAGCUCCAGCCUGGGAGCUGGGAUCCUGCUCCAGUUGUGGCUACAGAGGCUUUCACUCCAAGACUGGAGAGGAAAUGGGUGGCAAAAAAUGCACAGGGAGGUGCUGCCUGCACCUACAGCUGUGCCCUGGCUUAAUCCACACCUUGGGCGUGGAACAAAUGCAUCCAAGUGCUGGGAAGCACCUCCCUGCAGAGCUGGGCUGCUCUGUCCUCCGGGUGAGGGACAAGGAACCAGAGUGUGGAGAACAUUUUCAGCUGUGUGCUCACACCUGCUGGGCUGGGAAUCAGCCCUGAACCCCAGCUCUGGGGUCCAGCAGGCUCCUGGGCCAGCCCUGAGCUUGGGGGAUCUGUGCAGGAGGGGAGCAGAGGGUUCCUGGUGUGCUCUGGGGCCCAGAUGACGGCCAGAGGGACAAAAUCAAACAAACAUCAUUUGGAGCUCCAAAAGGCAGCAUGUGAACCUGCAGAACUCCAUCCCCUGGCACCAAGGGGCAGGACCUCACUGCCUCAGGAGGAUGAAGGCAGGAGGAACAAGUCCAGAGGUGACAGCUGAGUCUAUUUGCCCUGCAGGAGAAAAAAGUGCAAGUGUGAAGAGUUUCUCCUUGCUGAGGGUGAGGAAUAACCUCCCUCCUUAUCUGCAGGGAAAGGGCAAAAAUCCCUGGGUUUUUCUGGCAGCAGGAUUUGUGAAAUGUUCCAGGGGCUGCUGGUGAGGAUGGAUUUCCCUGGGCUGGAAGGAUCCAGGAGCAGCAGGAAUCACCCAGGACUGGUUUGGGACACUUCAAGCUGAACCAAGCAGGGGUUCCCGAAGGAAAGGGGUGUCACCCCACAGUCCCCAGGGUGCAUCCAGCUGGAAAUUAGCUCAGCUUUGGAAUUUCUGGGAAGCAGGAAUGCUGGAGCAGGGCUGUGCUCAGGACAAACGCUGGGCUCUGUCACUCCAUGGGGACAGCAGUUAACCCAGGCCAGCUGUGCAGGAUGGGUGUCACAGCUGUCCCCAGGGGCCACCCUGUCUGUGCCACCAGGCUGAGGUCACUCACAUCAUCUGCAAACACAGGCUGACGUGUUUCGGUGGGCUUUGGUUAAUGUUUUGUAAAAGCCACGGUUCCCAAGGUUGUUAGCAGCCCCAGGACUCCUGCACACGGGCAGAAACGAUGGAGCAGUGACGUGCUUUCCUGCUGGAAAAAGGAAAACCCAUAAAUUCCCAGGAAUGGAGCUGGGCUGCAGCUCGGACAAGUGCCCUCCACACCCCACAACAAGGGACAAGUGCCCUCCACACCCCACAACAAGGGACAAGUGCUCUCCUGCGGCUGCAAGAAGCCAAAGGCUGCUGUGUGAGGGACGCAGAGACAUUUCAGACAAAACAUAGCUGAAAAACGAAGCAAAUAUUCCCACGGUGCUUGGAGAAACGGGGGAUGAGGCAGCGGACACGUGGCAGGGAUACGGAGCAGGUUUUAUGGGCACCUCGCAGAUCGCUGACCUUCCCGAGAGUAAACACGCAGCUCCUCCGUGCCCCAGCCUUACCAGGAACUCGAUCUUUGCUCUUCCAGGAACCGCGUUCAGCCGGGCAGACCCACCCCAGGAGCAAACAGCGCUGGGGCUGGGCUGUGACAUCCCCGGGAGCCGCGCUCUCCUCUUCCCCCCGCUCAGCUUUUGUUCCUCCCCCCGUUCUCUGGGAUUUCUCCUUCCUCUCCCCAUGGAUCCAGCACUGAAGGACAGCUCCUGCCCACCCGGAUUCCCCCUGCCCUGCCGGCUUCUUCACCGCGGGGACUUUUAGGAUGCUGUAAAACACGAGGCAGCGGCCGCAUGCCAAAAGAG
This is a messenger RNA of Parus major (Great Tit), 5322 nucleotides long. It is a transcript of the gene MFSD2A, whose product is annotated as major facilitator superfamily domain containing 2A. The transcript is spliced from 14 exons. The record is from RefSeq and is a predicted model, not a curated record. NCBI's taxonomy places the organism in Eukaryota, Metazoa, Chordata, Aves, Passeriformes, Paridae. Gene Ontology annotation, molecular function: lysophospholipid:sodium symporter activity. Gene Ontology annotation, cellular component: membrane. Gene Ontology annotation, biological process: carbohydrate transport. The coding region runs from base 5 to 1579 and encodes 524 amino acids.